Mobula hypostoma (lesser devil ray) is the source of this 10502-nucleotide messenger RNA. RefSeq names its product notch receptor 3 (gene notch3). Bases 230 to 7495 code for a protein of 2421 amino acids. The transcript has 34 exons. Gene Ontology annotation, biological process: regulation of developmental process; Notch signaling pathway; cell differentiation. Lineage: Eukaryota; Metazoa; Chordata; Chondrichthyes; Myliobatiformes; Myliobatidae. Gene Ontology annotation, cellular component: membrane. The record is from RefSeq and is a predicted model, not a curated record. Gene Ontology annotation, molecular function: signaling receptor activity; Notch binding; calcium ion binding.
CCUGUGUACCACUCAAGGCUGCCUGCAGUGCUGAACUUUUCAAAAAAAAAGUUUGCUGUGAAGUUUGGAGGCGCGGGAUCAGGGGUUCGAACCGAGGAUUCUCCCGACGCCUGAAAAACUGCCUCGCCUUGCCUGAUGAUAACACAGAAAACCUGGGCACCACGUUUGAAUGGAUGUAUAAGUUAGUCGUGGAAUCGUAAGAAAUCUCGGAACUUUAAAACUGCAAGCAAUGGGGGAUUUAAAACUCUGGAAUUUACUUUGGGGACUCUUACUGACUGCGCUGUGUGAAGCUCUGCAGUGUGUGGACAACCACCGUCCAUGUGAGAACAACGGUCAGUGCAUCGGGAGUCCUCACGGGGAUGCGUCAUGCCUGUGUCGGCCUGGUUACCUUGGGGACCUGUGCCAGUUUCCUGAUCCGUGUCAAAGGUCACCGUGUUUAAACCGAGGAAUAUGCUCCAGUUCGGUGGUGGACGGCUCGGCGCGGUACUCCUGCAGCUGCACGCGAGGGUUCCGAGGAGUGAACUGCUCGCAGGUCGACGCCUGUGCCACAAACCCUUGUGCCAACGGAGCCCGCUGCAGCAACUGGAACAACCGCUAUAACUGUACCUGCGCCCCUGGCUUCACGGGGAAGCACUGCCGUACGGACAUCGACGAGUGCAAGGCACCAAAGCUCUGCAGGAACGGAGGGCUGUGCGUCAACGCCCCCGGCACGUUCCACUGCCAGUGCCCGGCCGGCCUCACCGGGCGCCAGUGCGAGAGCGUCUACGUCCCUUGCGCUCCCUCACAGUGCCAGAACGGAGGAACCUGCCGGCAGACCGGCGAUCUGACCUACGAGUGUGCCUGCUUGCCAGGUUUUGAGGGACAGAAUUGUGAGAUUAACAUCGACGAUUGCCCCAAGCACAACUGUGGGCACGGCGGGACCUGCAUCGAUGGGGUGAACACCUACAAUUGCCAGUGUACACCUGAGUGGACAGGUCAGUUCUGCACUGAAGACGUCGAUGAGUGUCACCUGCAGCCCAAUGCCUGCCACAAUGGUGGCACUUGCUUCAACACUCAAGGCAGCCACACGUGUGUCUGCGUCAACGGGUGGACGGGGGAUGACUGCAGCGAGAACAUUGACGACUGUGCCACGGCGGUCUGUUUCCAUGGCGCCACGUGUCACGACCGAGUGGCGUCCUUCUUCUGCGAGUGCCCCGUUGGGAAGACAGGCUUGCUGUGCCACCUCGAGGAUGCUUGUGUUAGCAAUCCGUGUCACGAAGGGGCCAUCUGUGACACCAACCCAGUGAACGGGGAAGCCAUCUGCACGUGCCCCUCGGGAUUCUCCGGGCCUGCUUGCAAUCAGGAUGUGGACGAAUGCUCAAUAGGGGCCAAUCCGUGUGAACACUUUGGGAAGUGUGUGAAUACUGAGGGCUCCUUCCAGUGUCAGUGUGGGAACGGCUACACUGGCCCUCGCUGUGAGACGGAUAUCAACGAAUGCCUCUCCAUGCCCUGCCAGAAUGAUGCCACCUGCCUCGAUCGCAUUGGGGAAUUCACAUGUAUCUGUAUGCCAGGGUUCACCGGGACCUACUGCCAGAUUGACAUUGACGAGUGUGAGAGCAACCCAUGCGUCAACAACGGCGCAUGCACUGACAUCAUCAAUGGUUUCGUCUGCAAGUGUCCAUCAGGCUUCACUGGAGCAAUGUGCCACAUUGACGUUGACGAAUGUGCGAGCACCCCCUGCCAGAAUGGAGCCAAGUGCUUCGACAGGCCGAACGGAUACGAAUGCAAAUGUGCAGAGGGAUUUGAGGGGAAAGUGUGCGAGAGGAACACAGAUGACUGCAAUCCGGACCCGUGCCACCAUGGCACCUGCAGCGAUGGCAUCGCCAGCUUCACGUGCCAGUGUGAGCCAGGCUACACGGGCUACCGCUGUGAGAACCAGAUCAAUGAGUGCCACAGCAACCCGUGCCAGAAUUCGGGGAAGUGCAUGGACCUGGUGAACAAGUACACUUGCCACUGCCUGCCGGGAACGUCAGGUGUCAACUGUGAGAUCAACCAUGAUGACUGCGCCAGCCAACCCUGCGAUUACGGGAUCUGCCACGAUGGGAUUAACCGCUACGACUGCAUUUGCAAACCAGGCUUCACAGGGCCACAGUGCAAACUUAAAAUCGAUGAGUGCGCUUCAAGUCCGUGCCAGAAUGGUGGCACGUGCAUUGACGGUGAGGACAGCUUCUCCUGCCUUUGCCCGGAGGGUUACCACGAUCCCCUGUGUUACUCUGAGGUGGAUGAGUGUAGCAGCGGUCCCUGCAUACAUGGAUCCUGCCACGAUGAUGUUAACGGGUACAAGUGUGAUUGUGAGGCGGGAUGGACUGGAAUGAACUGCGACAUCGGCAAGGAUGAAUGUAAUUCCAACCCCUGCCAGAACGGAGGGACCUGUUCUGACCUGGUGAACGGUUACCUUUGCAAAUGCAAAGAAGGCUUUCGAGGCCAGCACUGCCAACUCAACAUCAAUGAUUGUGCCUCAAACCCGUGCUUAAACAAAGCCAUCUGUGUGGAUGGAAUUGCAAGUUACUCUUGUCAGUGUGAACUCCCUUAUACAGGUGAGAACUGUGAGAAUGUGCUGGUUCCAUGUUCCCCCAACCCCUGUGAGAACGGUGGCUUCUGUGACCACACUCUUGACUACGAGGACUUUGUGUGCACCUGUGCAGACGGCUGGCAAGGACACAUCUGUCAAGUGGAUGUUGACGAGUGUGCAUCAAACCCUUGCAAGAACCGAGGCACUUGCACCAACACGCUGGGGAGCUAUAUUUGUACGUGUGGGCCGGGCUUUGCAGGUCAUGACUGUGAGACCGAUGUCAAUGACUGUAACCCAAACCCCUGCGUGAACGGUGGUUCCUGCCUGGAUGGCGUCAACUCGUUCGUUUGCAGCUGCCUGCCGGGCUUCACGGGCACCAAGUGCGCCGACGAGGUCAACGAGUGCGAGAGCAGCCCGUGCCGCAAUGGAGGCUCCUGCACGGACUACGUCAACAGCUACACUUGCAGCUGCAAGGCCGGGUUCAAUGGGCUUCACUGUGAGAACAAUAUUCAGGACUGCACAGAGAGCUCCUGCUUCAAUGGAGGGACCUGCGUAGACGGUAUUAACAUGUAUACCUGCUACUGCCGCUCGGGCUUCACCGGUUCCAACUGCCAGCGCGACGUUGACGAAUGUUACUCCCAGCCGUGCCUGAAUGGUGGGGUGUGCGUCGAUGGGCUGGAGACUUACAGGUGUACCUGUCCCCACGGUUACACAGGGGACCGGUGUCAGCAGGUGACGACGGACUGGUGCAGCAAGUUCCCCUGCAAGAACGGCGGGCAGUGUCGCGCGACGAGGCAGUCCUUCACCUGCGACUGUGUAAGCGGUUGGACCGGACGCUACUGUGACAUCCCCAGCAUGUCCUGCGAAGUGGCUGCAGCACAGAGAGGAGUGGCCGUCACCCAGCUCUGCCACCACGGUGGGUCGUGUUUCAGCGCUGGCAGCACUCAUUACUGCGUCUGUCCCAAGACCUACUCUGGCAGCUACUGUGAGAUCGAGGUGGACCAGUGUGCCUCCAACCCAUGUCACAACGGCGCCACCUGCAGGAGCUACAUCGGAGGCUACCGAUGUGAGUGUAUGCCGGGAUACAAGGGCAAAACCUGCAAGACGGAUGUGAAUGAAUGCGAAUCAAACCCCUGCCAGAAUGGAGGCACUUGCCUUGACCUGAUUGGCCGCUACAUCUGCUCCUGCCCACCAGGAACUCUGGGCGUGCUCUGUGAAAUUAAUGAAGAUGAUUGUGGUCCGUCCCCUCACGCGAAUGUGCCGAAGUGUAUGAACAACGGGACUUGCAUGGAUAGGAUCGGGGGCUACACCUGUAAUUGUCCUCCAGGAUUCACUGGCGAUCGGUGUGAGGGUGACAUCAACGAAUGCCUGUCAAGCCCCUGCAAUCUGAAGACCACCAUCGACUGCGUCCAGUUGCCAAAUGACUACCAGUGCGUCUGCAAACCGGGAUACACAGGCCGCCACUGCAAGAGUGUGGUCAACAUGUGCGACUCACGGCCCUGUCAGAACGGGGGCCGCUGUGAAGUCACCACCAACACCCCCCUUGGCUACACCUGCAAGUGCCAGCUGAGUUACACCGGACGCAACUGCGAGCGGAGCGUACGGAGAUGCCAAGACACGGUCUGCCGGAGCGGCGAGCUGUGCGUCGAAACGGUGCUGGGUGCCCGCUGCCAAGCCCAGCCCAACAGCACCUGUGCCAGCCGCCCGUGCCGCAACGGUGGGGUGUGCAGGCCCAGCCACCAGCCCCCCUUCUACCAUUGCCUGUGCCCCAAGGGGCUGAUUGGGCGUCACUGCGAGAUCCCGCGGCCGUACCCGCCACCGGUUAGGGAGGUGGGCUGCCCCCUGCAGGAGUGCCAGCGCAAGGCGGGCGACGGCUACUGCGACCGGGAGUGCAACACCCACAGCUGCCAGUGGGACGGGGGUGACUGCUCGCUGUCCGUCGACAACCCCUGGAAGGAGUGCAACUUCCAGCAUUGCUGGCGCUACUUUAACAACAACGUCUGCGACGAGGUCUGCAACACCCACAAGUGUCUGUACGACAACUUCAACUGCCAGAGCCAAGAGAGGGCCUGCAAUCCGUUGUACGAGAAGUACUGCGCGGACCACUACGGCGACCAGCGCUGCGACCAGGGCUGUAACAACGAGGAGUGCGGUUGGGACGGUCUGGACUGUGCAGCGGGCAUCCCGGAGCAGCUGGCAGAGGGCACGCUCAUCAUCAUCGUGCUGCUGCCCCCUGACGAGCUGCUGAAGAGCGGCGCCAACUUCCUGCAGAAGCUGGGCUCCAUCCUGCGCGCCACCCUACGCUUCAAGAGGGACAGCAAUGGCCAGUACAUGAUCUACCCUUACUACGGCACCAGCUCCCACCUCAAGAAGCGCUCGGCGGCCCACGGGCGGAGUCCUAGAGAGCUUGGACAGGAGAUCAUCGGCUCAAAGGUGAAUCUGGAGAUUGACAACCGACUGUGCCUCCAGGGGGUGGGAGAAUGCUUCCCGACGGCAGAGAGUGCAGCUGCCUACAUGGGGGCUUUGUCCGCAGUUGGGAACCUCCACUUCCCGUACCCCAUCAAGGACGUCAAAAGCGAGCGACUGACACUGCCGUCGCCCCCCAUGAACCUGCUGCCGCUCAUGAUCGUGGCCGCGGUGAUUCUCACGAUCAUCCUCAUCCUCGGCGUGCUGGUGGCGAGGCGCAAGAGGGAGCAGAGCCUGCUCUGGUUCCCCGAGGGCUUCACCUUGAAGAAGGACAACAGCAACAAAAACCGCCGCGAGCCCGUGGGACAGGACGCCCUGGGGAUGAAGCACAUCUCCAAGUCUAUGGUGGAGGAGGGUCUGAUCAGCGAGCGAGACCUGCAGACCGAGCAGUGGUUGGACACUGAAUGUCCUGAAGCAAAGAGGCUCAAGGUGGAGGAGCCAACCUCCUUGUCGGAUAACGAAGACGCAGUCGACUGCCGCCAGUGGACGCAGCAUCACCUUGCUGCUGCAGAUAUCCGGAUGCCUCCCUCCAUGGCCCUGACUCCUCCGCAGGGAGAGUUUGAUUCCGACUGUAUGGAUGUCAACGUCAGAGGCCCAGAUGGUUUCACUCCGCUGAUGUUGGCUUCCUACUGCGGCGGGGGGCUUGACACCGGCUUGGCCGAGGAAGAGGAACAGGAAGACUCGUCGGCCAACAUCAUCUCUGACCUCAUCUACCAGGGAGCCAACCUGUGCGCCCAGACAGACCGGACGGGAGAGACCGCCUUGCACCUGGCCGCCCGCUAUGCACGGGCGGAUGCCGCCAAGCGACUGCUGGAUGCGGGGGCUGAUGCAAAUGCCCAGGACAACACUGGGCGCACUCCGCUCCACGCUGCCGUCGCAGCUGAUGCCCAAGGGGUCUUUCAGAUUCUCAUAAGGAAUCGAGCUACAGACCUAGACGCACGGAUGGUGGACGGCUCCACGGCUCUGAUUCUCGCUGCCCGGCUUGCCGUGGAAGGAAUGGUGGAGGAAUUAAUAGCGUGCCAUGCUGACGUCAACGCUGUCGAUGAGAUAGGUAAAUCGGCGCUUCACUGGGCUGCGGCAGUGAACAAUGUCGAUGCCACGCUGGUCUUGCUGAAGAAUGGAGCCAACAAGGACAUGCAGGACAGUAAGGAGGAGACGCCGCUAUUCCUGGCUGCCCGGGAAGGAAGCUUUGAGGCAGCGAAGAUGCUCUUGGACCACUUCGCUAACCGGGACAUCACGGACCACAUGGACCGCCUGCCCCGCGACAUUGCGCAGGAGCGGAUGCACCACGACAUCGUGCAGCUGCUGGACGAGUACAACGCCGUGCGAAGCCCGCAGGGGGCUGGUGGGCACUCCAUGUCCCCCCUCAUGUGCCCCCCCAACGGCUACCUGGGCAACCUCAAACAGACGCCCCAGGGCAAGAAAGCCCGGAGGCCCAGCUCAAAGAACUCGGCUCCCGGCACCUCUGGCAACCUGAGCAAGGAGUUGAAGGAUGCGAAGCCAAAGGGCAAGAAGCUGAGCUUGGAUUGCCAGGCCUCGCUCCUGGAGAGCUCCGUGACGCUGUCUCCAGUGGACUCCCUGGACUCACCGCGGACCUACGUCGCCAACCCCGCCUCCCCCGUGGUGGCCACCUCGGGGAUCCUGCACCCGGCCAACUCCCUGUCCAUGCUGGCCACCCCGCCUGUCGGCAGCAUCCUCGAGGGCCCCUUCACUGUUUCGCUGGCCCGGCUGGGUGACUUGGGCGAGCUGGCGGGUCAGAGUGCGACUGCCGCUGUCCUCUCCAUGGGCCGUGGGCCCCAGCUGCCUCGCCUCUCCGUGCCGCAGAUGGUAGCCCAGCCUGGCUGCCUGCUGAGUGGCGGCAACCUGGGCCUCAACAUGAGCACCUUCGAGUGGCGUGCCCGCGCGGGCAGCUCACAGCACGGUCUCCUCCUGCCUCAGGCCAGCCACCUGACCAUGGCUGGCAUGGGGCCACAGCUCAUGGGUCAACAGAGCCCCGUCAAGAACCCGGCCGAGCAGCCAGCCGCCCCCUCGCAAACCCCCAACGGACAGCCGAGGUGCAUCCCGCCUUCUGCCGCCGCCGCCGGCCUCUCCGUCCAGCAGGGCCUGCUGAGGGGCGAGGUAGUGCGGAGGGCCGAGCGCAGCCAGGCCCUCUCCCCCCAGGAGGCUCAGCCGUCUCAAGCCGGCCUUCCGGCCUUCUUCAAGCAGCACGGCGGUGCCCCGUCUGAGGACUAUCUGCCCCCCACCUCGAAGCACAGCUACACAGCGGGGCACGACGGCGCGCCCAAGCAUUACCUCCACCUGAAGAACGAGCACCCGUACCUGACCCCGUCACCGGAGUCUCCAGAACAGUGGUCCAGCCCCUCGCCACACUCCAUGUCUGAUUGGUCAGACUCCAGCCCCAGCCCGGCCAUAAUCGGACACCAGGCCCAGAUGCAGCACAUGACUGAACAAGUAACCAAAAUGCAAGUUUUUGCAUAAAAUACUUCAUUCGAUUUUUUUUUUCAAAAGAAGAAUACCUAAAGGAUAUAAGGACCUGGGCUGAUGUUUAAUUUUUGUGAUUCCUGCUCUCAUUAUCUCAAAGAGACAGGUGGGAAGGAGCUAGUUCUGAGUCAACACUGCCAGGACCUACAGUGGGAUCAUCUUUUAAUUCUGAAAUUCCUGGAGAUUUUUUUCAUUUAACAAAGCAAAAGACUGAAGGAUUUCGGCCUCACUGUUCUCACUGCCUGUUAAAGCGCCGAUGAGGUCCACUGUUACAUUUUUAUCACUUCCGUCAAGGGUUUAAAAAUCCUUCACUACUGCCCAAGCCAAUGAACCCUCUCCCGCCACAGUCCCGACUCGGUUCUCUGAACACUGGUGUGACUGAUAUCUGACACCCUCAGGCGUUUGCCAGUUCCCAUUUAAAAAAAAGAUGGCUUCAGAAAGACUCGGGCCAGUAAACUGACACUGCCAUCUUUCGUGAGUAAGGAGGAGACAGUGCCACAUAACUAACCUGUUACAGUAGAUGCAGUUCCAAUUCCAUGGGACUCCAAUGUGGCCUGGAAUCUCCAAUGAUCUGUAAGCAUUAUAGUAAUUCCUGAGGUAAUUCUCUAACUCACUAAAUCCUCAAGCACGAAAAUGCUGCCAUUUCGUUAUGUAUAAUUGUUAUGACUUCCUUCUCUGCAGUCCUCUUCUUUUACUCAGUUUAAAAAGUUGCUAACACUUACUGCCUUUGGGAAUUGCUGCCAUGUGUCACUAUGAUUAUUUAAGUGUUUCAGAGGAACACUUGUUAUUUCUUUUUAUUGUCCAUUAUAAGGAGAGAGUCUGUGAGAUCUUUCUCAGAAGUCUCCAAAAUCUCGACACUACAGUUGAAAAAUCAGAGUUUGAUGACAAACCUUGGCCUCAAAAACCAUCUGAAUUCAAGCCAACUGUAGCACAGGGCUUGUACUGAGUUUAUCAUCAGCCAAUAGAUAAUCAGUGAGGUUUUCCAAUUCAUAGAACCCACGUCAGCCAUACUCAGAAGCUCAAACGUUCUGAAUUACCAGUUUCCUGACGAUUAUAUGCUUUUAUUUUUUUUCCAGGAAAUGUCAAAUAUUCUUUCCACUGUAGUUAUUUACCAGAAGAGUCAUCUUGAUACUGCCCUUCAAAGAAGGAACAGGUUUAUUCUAGUGCAACUUUGAGUUGUUUAACCUGGCUCUUCUUUGUGGGCGUGAAUCCGGCUGGUAACAGUUUGGGUGAAAAUCGCUGUCCGAUUUGUAACGGGAAUUGUUUGAUUGGAAUCAAACCAUCCACACUGCCCUUGUCUAGAGACUUGAAAUCCCCUUCAUGUUCGGAUCAGAACAGAUUUCUGGGCCUUGGUUAGCUGCUCCAUGCAGCUGAAUCCAGUGACAGAUGUUAUUACAGUAGAACGCCUGAAUUUUCCCCCUUGAUUCAAAUUCCUACUGCUGAACCUCUGACAGUAUGAGUGCCCAGAUUUUAAUUUGAUGGGACCAGCGAGUGGUUAAACACCAGGGUUUGUCCAUAAGUCUUUGGAGCAGAAUUAGGUCAUUUGGCCCAUCGAUUCUGCUCCACCAUUUGAUCACAGCUGCUUGGUUUCUCUGUCAGUUCUUCAGAUCCGUUCCGUGCAUGCAGCCUAUCCCCCAACUACGUCGGGCAGUACAAACUCUCUUCAUGAGCCUGGGCAAAGGGGCACAAGUUAGAGUGCAAAGCAAGUUGUAUGUAUUACCGUGAAUUCAUGGUGUUGUCUUUUUCUAAUUUAAUUCAGAGGCCUACUGGUUAAUCCAGAGCAAGAUCUUUUUUUCUAACUUCCCCCUUAUCCCAGGAUGGGAGAUUCAUUUUGCAACACUAGUAGAUGCUAUGAAAACGAAGAGCUUUUUACCCAGACCAGGAUCACCCUUUGGCGACCUGGAGUCCAGAGAGCCUUGAAAUCAAUUGGCUUGGGGUGCGAUGAGGUGGACGAGGAAAGUUUCCCCUUGUGCUUUUGGUUUGUUUCAAAUCUUGGACUCACUGGGUAAAGCUUCCCCAUCCCAAAUGGGUUGAUAUGCUGUGCCGGUGUGGCCACAAGAGGAAGGAGAAGGGUAGCGCUAUCUUGUGGUAGACAUGGAGGAAACUGUGAUCUGAACUCAGCAGACUGUCCUGUUGUUGGCCAGGUUUCAUUGACUACUAACACAUAACCAAAAAAAAAUAGGGUAGAAACAUUUUUUAUAUCCUUUUUUUAAAAACAAUAAUAGAUAGGCCUGGGCAAAUAGAACUGGGGAAUGAGCAGCCAAGCCUAGAGAAGGAGAAGAGGCAGAUGAUGAGUCAGGUGGGGUGUGGCGUGAGAGAUAUUGUGUUGAGGCUUGUAGACGUGGAGGAUAACGUAGAGAUAUUAAGCCCGAGGGGGUCAGGAGAGGUGCAGGGUGUGAGGAAGAGAGAGAUAAUGGUUACCUUGCUUUCUAUCAUGGAUGGAACAGACAAGGUAAAGCUAAUUCAAAAUCACUCGGAUUCUCUUAUUUAAUUCUUGCAAAGCUUAUGAAAGAGGGAGAGCACCAGACAGCUGGGUUACUUCCUACCAGAGGACUGAAAUUAUGAAGGACCUAUAUAUAUAUAUUAUAUAUUUUUUCUCAAUAUUCUUGCUCAGAAAACACAACUGAAAACAGUAGAAUGUACAUUUAUAGCAUUAACUGAUUUUUUUUUAAAAAAAAGACAACAAACUGUAAAUAAAUCAAACUGAAGAACAAAAAAAACAUUUACUCAUUUCAAAAGUACUUCGUUGUUUGAAAUGUUUUAUGUACUCAAAAUAAAAAUUUUAUUUCCUAUUAGUCAUAUAUCACACAGAAACACAGCCAAUGUACUUGGCAGUUUAUUCUUAGAAGGAUUUUCUAGGCAUUUUAUAAUACUUCAAGACUUUUUACAAAAAAAAAUGUAGCUUUAAUCUGUACAGAAAAGUAUUUUAAGUCACGUCUUUUGUAUGCAAGAAGUACAGGUUCUGAGGUGAAUAUACUUCCAAAUAAAGCUGUAGGAAACUUCA